AAAGAAUCCGGAAAUACGUCAAGGCGCAAAAUAGAGCCUGAUUCAAACUAAGUCAGCUGUUUACCAGACGUGAAGACGGUACCAUAUGUGACAACAGCUUAUAGGUGACAAGAGUUAAUCCAGCUGUCAACACGAUGCAUGGUCAGUCAUCAACUUGCACUGGGAUUGAACACAAAGUUCAACAGAGGUCACUGGAAUGGUUUUCACUGCGUAGAAACACACUGAUCACAGCAUCACAAUUUGGAGAUGUCAUUGGAGUUGGAAGAGGGAAGCCAUUUGACUUCUUCCUGUCUCUCAUUUCAGAAGAUUCAAUAUUCGAGCUGGAUGACAAUCUGAUGUCCCAUCUACAACAUGGCAUAGACACGGAAAUCAUUAUUAAAGAAGCUUAUGAAAUGUUGACAGGGAACAGUGUGCGGGAUUCAGGAUUCUGGGUUCCAAACAAAGACAGCCCUUUGAAAACUCUGAUUGGUGCUUCCCCAGAUGGUGUGGUUGUUGAUAGAGAUUGUCCUGAGAAUAUUAUUGGACUUACAGAGUUUAAAGCCCCUGUGCAUAAGAUGUACUCUGGAAACGAUUUGGACUACGGUAUACCCAGGCAAUACAUGGCCCAGAUUCAGGGUCAGAUGGCAGUGGUUGGUGCCCCCUGGUGUGACUUUUUAGCAGUGUGUACAAAAACAAGGGAGAUAAUGCUGAAAAGAGUGCACUUUCAUCCCCUGUACUGGCUCCAUGUGUCGGAUGUCAUAAGGCAGUUCUGUCAUACAUUGCAGGAAUCCCAGGUGAGGGAGACUUUCGGACAAGAUCCUUUAGAAUCUCUGUCCGCGAAGAAGCUAAGGACAAUACCGAUGCACAGACCCAAGUUCCCGGGGGAGGACAGCAUCACUGUGGUGGACCUUCUGGAACAGAAAGAUGGGAUGUUCCGCGGGCCCUCCAAGGUGUUCAUGUCAUUUGACCUACUUAUGGGUUACCCCUGUAACCAAGGUAACUCAAGCCUGAAUAUAGACCAUGUGUUGGAGAGGAUAGACAGCCAGAUACAUAAUCCUCCACCAAGUCGAGUUGUGUGAUCCUGUACAUGUAUUUAAGAUGUAAUUUAUAUUUAUUCAGAUUUUAAGUGAUGAAUAUUAUCAUUUUAUCCAGUUACUGUGACCUAUUUUAUUAUUGUUAUUUCAAUAAUUUGUUCAAUAAACUAUUAAUACAUGUUCAA
Haliotis rufescens (red abalone) is the source of this 1198-nucleotide messenger RNA. RefSeq lists its product as uncharacterized. Lineage: Eukaryota; Metazoa; Mollusca; Gastropoda; Lepetellida; Haliotidae. Bases 135 to 1058 code for a protein of 307 amino acids. The transcript has 3 exons. The record is from RefSeq and is a predicted model, not a curated record.